AUGAAUGCACCAGCAACAUUCGAAUCAUUUCUAUUAUUAGAUGGUGAAAAGAAGAUUUUAAUUGAAAAAGACACAAAAGUUGCAAAUGCAGUUGUAUUUACAAUAAGUAAAGAAGAUCAUACUCUUGCAAAUAUGUUAAGAGCACAAUUAUUAAAGGAUCCAAAUGUGAUUUUUGCUGGUUAUAAAGUGCCCCAUCCAUUAGAACAUAGAGUAAUAUUACGUAUACAAACUUCAACAAAUUCCUAUACGCCGCAAGAAGCUCUCGAAAAUGCUAUCAAAGACUUAAUAUUUGAAAUUUCAUUGUUAGAAGAUAGAUUUAAAUUAGCCAUCAAAGAUCGGCAAAUGUUGACUGAGGAAGAUGAGCCAAUAAUUUUACAAUUUAACGCUUCAAUGUCAAAUUAUGUUUCAAAUCUUUUAACAAAGUUAUCUUCAAUGCGUGAUACAGCUGAUUUAUGUGAUUUUAAAAUAAUUGUUAAUGAUAAAACAUUGUUAUGCCAUAAAUUCGUUUUGAUAGCUAUUUCCGAUUAUUUUAAAGCAAUGUUAGGAGGUGAUAUGAGUGAAAGUCAUUCCGAUUAUGUUGUUUUGAAAGGUUUUGAAAAUUUGAUUGGGGUUGAAUCAAUGUUAAAUUUUGCUUAUAGUGGAACAUUGUCAGUUUCAUUUGAUAAUAUUAUGGAUGUAUUACAUGCUGCUACUCAUUUACAAAUAAAUGAUGCUAUCCAGUUAUGUUCAAAAUUUCUGCUAACAUCCUUAACAAUUAAUAAUUGUGUUGAUAUGUAUAAGAUAGCUGAUUUAUAUACAUUGACUGAUGUAUUAUUAAUUGUAAAAAAAUUUAUAUCAAAAAAUUUUAUUGAUAUGAUGUUAUUAGCUCGUGAACAAUUUGAACAAUUAAAUUUAGAACAAUUAUGUCAUGAAUUACAAAAAGAUACGUUAGAUAUUAUUAAUGAAUACGAUUUAUUUAAUAUGGUUUGUUUAUGGAUUAAUAGUAAUAGACAAGAGAGAUUAAAACAUGCAUCAACGUUAAUGGAACAUAUCAGAUUUAUGUUAAUGACGCCUGAAGAAGUUGUUGAUAAAGUAAUUAAUAAUGAUAUCAUAAAAUCAAACGAUGAUUGUAGUCGACUGAUAUUAAAUGCUCUAUGUUAUUUUUCUUUACCAAAACGUCAACCAUUAUUAAACACAAUUCAAUGUCGGAUUAGAAAUGAACCUGUUCUAGUGGCCGUUGGUGAAACAGAAUUAUUUACAUUAAAUACAAAAUGUGAAAGAUGGGAUUCCAUUUGUCAGGCACCUCUCGAAGAAAAUUAUCCAUAUCCAUUUGCAGCCAUAACUGUUAAUAAUUAUUUAUAUGUAUUGGGUACAAGACGUUCAACAAGUGAAGAAUAUAAAUCGUGUUAUCGUUUUUCUCCAAGAACAUUUGAAUGGACAAAAUUACAAACAUUAUUACAUGAUCGAUCGAGAUUUUCAGCCACCUAUAUUGAUAAAUACAUAUAUAUUAUGGGUGGAUUUGAAGGAUUUAAACGAACAACCAGAGUCUAUGUUAAUACAAUCGAGAGAUAUUCAGUUGAGAAUGAUCAAUGGGAAUCUUUUUCCAGUGAUGGACCACAAUUAUCAUCACUAGCUUCAUGUGCAUUUGAUAAUAUGAUUUAUCUUGGAGGAGGAAAAAAUGGACAAUGGUCAAAAAUAGCUGAUUUUUAUUGUUUUGAUAUAAAUCAAAAGAAAUUGGAACAUCGAGCAAGUAUGCUGAGUGCAAGAACAACACAUAACAUGACUGUUGUUGAUCAAAAAAUAUUAGCUAUUGGAGGAUUUGACGAUGAUGGCAAUGGCAUGUUAAGUAUUGAAAGUUAUGAUGUCAAAAAUGAUCAAUGGACAAUAUUAACAAAUAUUCCGGGUGCAGUAUCAAAAACGUGGCCACAAAGUUCAGGCGCUGUUGGACGACGUAUCUACAUCUCUGUAUUUCAUACAUCGAAUUCAUUUAUUGUUAUGCAAGAAGGUUAUUAUUAUAAUCUUGACGAACAAAAAUGGAUUAAAGCUCCUGUAGUCCAUGAACGGGCGAGGUAUUGUCCGACCGUACAACUAAGAUUUCCAAAAUCUGCUCUAAAUAGUACUAACGCAAUUAUCACAAAUAAUUCAACAACUGUUUAUGCUUCUCCUCUCGUUGAUAAUGCUACAGUAGUGGCAACGGUAGCAGAUAUGAAUUAUUAA
Didymodactylos carnosus is the source of this 2196-nucleotide messenger RNA. NCBI's taxonomy places the organism in Eukaryota, Metazoa, Rotifera, Eurotatoria, Philodinida, Philodinidae. The record is from the annotation of a GenBank genome assembly.